AUGGAAGACGGCGGCGAAGUUUGCCGUAUCUUCGAGGACAGAAGGUGGGAUCCUCAAGAGACUUUAACUGAGAUCCUAUCCCAUCAAAACGAUGAGUCCUUACUUAAAAGCACAUACCUUCCUGUUUUCAAUCGAAUCAUUGAAGGCCAGAGCACCAAGAAGAAGGGCCGACUCAUCGAAAACUGUUUGGCAGUUAUUGGACCAAUCGUAUUACUGGAAAGUCCACUUUCGGUUAACUCACUCUCCAAUCUCCUCUGCCUUUCCAAAUCGAAGAUCAAAGCGCAACUUGAUCUACUCCGCCCAGUACCAGACAUUCCGGACGAGGACACUUCACCCAUACGACUUUUCCAUCUCUCCCUUCGAGACUUUCUACUUGAAAGCAACAGUGGGUCUGUCGAGAGACCAUUUUGGGUUGAUGAGAGUGAGACACAUAAGAAAAUGACUGAUCUUUGCUUAAAAACUUGUGAGAGUUUGAGAAGAAACAUUCGCAACCUAUCCGAUGAUGUGACACAGCGCGUCGAAAUUGAGGACCAAGACAUCAUCGCGUGCAUUCCUUCCGGAGUGCAAUAUGCCUGUCGUUAUUGGGCACACCACCUGCUGCGCAGUAAUGAAAAACAUACUUUGCUACCCAAGGCGCUAUCAUUUCUGGAGAAACAUUUUUUACACUGGGUGGAGGUCAUGUCCAUCCUGGGCCAUGUUUUCGAUAUCAUAGAAAUGAUUCAUAAAUUGCAGAUGGCAACAGAGGACGAUAAUUCGUCUACAUUAUCUCAUUUCCUGCAUGAUGCAAAUCGUUUUAUUCUCAAAAACCGCCAAAUCGCCGAUGAUACACCUAUGCAAAUUUACUCCGCAGGCAUACUGUUCGCGCCUCAAAGUUCGAUAAUUCGCCAGAAGUUUGAGUCUGAGGUUCCCCUCUGGGUGCUCCAAAUGCCACGAGUUGACGACCGAUGGAGUCCUGAAUUACAGACUCUUGAGGAUCAUGAAAGUAUAGUAAAGGUGAUAGCCUUCUCCCCCAAUGGUCGUCUACUGGCCUCCGCCUCUUGGGAAUUUCCCGUGAUACUCUGGGAUCCAAAAACAGGAGCGAUACAACAGAGGCUUGAGACAAAAUGUCCGACUACUUCAGUGGCUUUCUCGCGGGAUAGUCGGCUAGUAGCAGCGGGCUUGCUAGAUGGCCAAGUUCGUAUUUGGGAUAUAGCAACGAGCAAUAUGCUAUACAAUCUGCAAGAUUCAAAGAGAGUAUGGUCAGUGGCUUUUUCUCCCAAAGAACAGCUCCUGGCGACGGGGUCAUCUGAUCACAUAAUCAAGCUUUGGAAUAUAGAAAAAGGGAUUCUACGAACGACCCUCACAGGACACUCAAAGUCUGUCAGAUCAGUUGCUUUCUCACCAGAUGGCAUGAUUCUAGCAUCGGGUUCAGAUGAUCAUACAAUAAAGCAUUGGAACUUGGCGAGUGACAGCUGUAUAGGUACCCUCAAGACGCGCUCAAUUUCCGCAGUCGCUUUCUCAUCGGAUGGUCAACUGCUUGCAUGGGUGUCUGGGGACUUCAUAGAACUGUGGGAUAUAGACCGGCAUAGAAUCAGCCAGACUCUCAAGUGUGAUCAGGGGGAAUGGAUGGUCCCCUCAGUGGCCUUUUCUCCCUCAAACCUAUCACUAGCAUUAUCCCGCAACAACGAGGUACAAAUUUGGGAUUUAAAGAAGGGCUGCCUCCAGCAAACUCUCAGGGGGCAUUCCUCAGUCGUUUCAUCGGUGGUUUUCUCCCCCAACGGCCAAAUCCUAGCUUCCGGUUCAGAAGAUCCAUCAUUGCGGUUAUGGGAUAUGAUGGGUACCCUAAAAGGAACUCCUGAAGAACAUUCGAGCAUGAUCACCCUCCUGGCAUCCUCACCAGAUGGUGAAUUGCUUGCAUCUGCCUCUCGCGAUAAGACUGUGCGAAUCUGUAGUGCAGUAACUGGCAUUUUGGAGCAUUGUCUUGUUGGCCAUACGGGUGGGGUUUUAUCGGUAGCCUUUUCACCCGACGGCAAGCUCCUGGCAUCUAGCUCGGAAGACAAGACUGUACGACUCUGGGAUAUAGCCACAGGCUCUUCGAAGAAGAUUUUGAAAGGCCAUUCAAAAACGGUUAGGUUGGUAGUCUUCUCACAGGAUGGCCAACUGCUAACUUCUGGCUCCGAUGAUUUCACAGUACGACUCUGGGACAUAGAUACCGGUAGUAGCAGGCAUGCUCUCCAAUGCAGCAACGGGAUUGCAUCGAUAGCUGUCUCGCCUAACGGUCGGUUACUGGCAAUCAAUUACCGAUUGCAAAGCGCAAAUCUUUGGAUCCUGAUGACAAGACUUUGGGAGUAUUCCGGCCAUGAUCCUAUCUUCGGAUCUGAUUUCUCUCUUAUUGCCUUUUCGCCAGAUAGUCGAUCAAUGGCAUCCUACCACAGAGAUGGGAGCCUCCGACUUUGGGACUCGAUGACGGGCAUGUUGCAAGACACUUUGGUUAAAUCGGAGUGCAAAGCAACCCAGACUGGUUCUCGAAAGACCUUAUUUCUCAGCAAUAAGCUAGGUUCUCGCAAGAUUUCGGUCAGGGAUGGCAAGAUAAUUUUCCGAUCUCCCAAUGAGAGCCCAGAGAUAUGGCUCACACAAGACGGCUGCGUUUAG
Penicillium odoratum is the source of this 2631-nucleotide messenger RNA. RefSeq names its product WD40 repeat domain-containing protein. NCBI's taxonomy places the organism in Eukaryota, Fungi, Ascomycota, Eurotiomycetes, Eurotiales, Aspergillaceae. The record is from RefSeq and is a predicted model, not a curated record. The transcript is spliced from 4 exons. The coding region runs from base 1 to 2631 and encodes 876 amino acids. Gene Ontology annotation, molecular function: protein binding.